AUGAAGUUAAAUUUAGCAAAUCCCUUCACGGGGAUGCAGAAGACAAUGGAAAUCGACGACGAGAAGAAAUUACUCCCGUUCUUCGAAAGGCGUAUGGGAACAGAAGUACCAGGCGAUAGCAUCGGCGAUGAAUUCAAAGGAUAUGUAUUCAAAAUUUCUGGGGGGAAUGACAAACAAGGUUUUCCAAUGAUGCAAGGUGUCCUCACUCCAACAAGAGUCCGCCUUCUAUUUAAAAAAGGAAUGAAGUGCUAUAGACCAAGAAGGAAAGGAGAAAUGAAGAGAAAAUCAGUACGUGGAUGCGUAGUUAGCUCACAACUCUCAAUUCUAAACCUAGUACUUGUUAAGAAGGGACCUCAGGAAGUACCAGGACUUACUGACCAAGAAGCACCAAGAAGACUCGGACCAAAACGUGCCAGCAAAAUCCGUAAAUUGUUCAACUUGGGACCAAAUGAUGAUGUUAGGAAGUUUGUAGUUAGACGUAAGAUAGAAGGCAGAAACAAGACAAAAGCUCCAAAGAUCCAAAGAUUAGUGACUGCCCAGAGACUUCAAAGGAAAAGAAGACUACUCAAACAAGCCAAAGAAAAAGCAAAGAGGAACAAGGAAGUAUUGAGAGAAUAUAGAAAGCUGAUGCAUGAAUAUCGCUCCAAAAAUAAGUGA
Molecule: messenger RNA, 657 nt
Organism: Theileria annulata
Lineage: Eukaryota; Apicomplexa; Aconoidasida; Piroplasmida; Theileriidae
Product: 40S ribosomal subunit protein S6, putative
Exons: 1
Coding region: 1-657 (218 amino acids)
Biological process (GO): translation
Cellular component (GO): ribosome
Molecular function (GO): structural constituent of ribosome
Source: RefSeq, a predicted model, not a curated record